Penicillium griseofulvum is the source of this 552-nucleotide messenger RNA. RefSeq lists its product as uncharacterized. Lineage: Eukaryota; Fungi; Ascomycota; Eurotiomycetes; Eurotiales; Aspergillaceae. The record is from RefSeq and is a predicted model, not a curated record. The transcript has a single exon. The coding region runs from base 1 to 552 and encodes 183 amino acids.
AUGUCCGAAACAUCUCGCCUUGAAGCAAGACAAAAGUCUGCAGAAAUCAAAAAGAAACAAGCCAGCAGCCUUGCAAACCUCCCUCCAAGCUCCCUCCACAUUAGUCUCUAUAUCCGCUCCGACCCACCUCUCCCAAACGACUUCCACUGGGCCUUCUACCUCCACAAAGGCACCAGCUCCGCACCAGGAGGUAUCAAGUACCAUGCACGAGGCAUAGGCGGCGGGUGGAUUGCAGGACACGAGGCUACGACGGGGAUAUUUACGGAGAACUUCUUGUGUGUAAUUAUUCAGAUCGCGACGAUUCCUCUAUCCGCGCAUGAGCAUGUGGAUGAGAUUAUGAGGAGCUAUGAUGGGUCUCUUAACUCGAUCCCGGGGAUUACGUGUCGGGUGUGGAUACUCAUGGUACUGCGGAGACUUAUUGAUGAAGGGUUUGUGCGGUGUGAUAUUGAGGAGUUGGAGAAGGACUGCUUCGAGUUUGGGAAUGAGCAUAGCGUGACGGCUAGUGCUAAUGUGCAGCCGAGGCCCUUUGUUGAGUCGCGGGUUUCCUCUUGA